Molecule: messenger RNA, 4039 nt
Organism: Scleropages formosus (Asian bonytongue)
Lineage: Eukaryota; Metazoa; Chordata; Actinopteri; Osteoglossiformes; Osteoglossidae
Gene: dcun1d2b
Product: DCN1, defective in cullin neddylation 1, domain containing 2b
Exons: 8
Coding region: 167-901 (244 amino acids)
Biological process (GO): protein neddylation
Cellular component (GO): ubiquitin ligase complex
Molecular function (GO): ubiquitin-like protein binding; ubiquitin conjugating enzyme binding; cullin family protein binding
Source: RefSeq, a predicted model, not a curated record
CAGCUAUCAAGUUGGUCAAACAAGCGGGUGAGAAAAUGCCAAGCGGGGGACACCAGAGCUGUCCGGCCGCGUAGGCAGCAGGUUAACUGGGACGCGUUCGACUUGGGCUGGCGGAGCCGUGCGACAUAAGUUGAAAUCGUCACAGAAGGACAAGAUUCGCCAAUUUAUGGCCUUCACGCAGGCCGGGGAGAAGACAGCCGUGUACUGCCUGACACAGAAUGACUGGAAACUAGAGGUGGCCACAGACAAUUACUUUCACAACCCUGACCUCUAUUACAAAGAAUCCAUGAAAAACUCGGUGGACAGGAAGAAGCUUGAACAGCUGUACAAUCGAUAUAAAGAUCCCCAGGAUGAGAAUAAGAUUGGGAUUGAUGGGAUUCAGCAGUUCUGUGAUGACCUCAACUUGGACCCGGCCAGUAUGAGUGUUCUGGUGGUGGCCUGGAAGUUUCGAGCUGCCACACAGUGCGAGUUCAGCAGGAAGGAGUUCCUGGAUGGCAUGACGGAGCUGGGUUGUGACAGCACAGAAAAGCUCAAGGCGAUCCUUCCCAGAUUAGAACAGGAGCUCAAAGACAGCGCAAAAUUCAAAGACUUUUAUCAAUUCACUUUCAACUUUGCAAAGAACCCGGGACAGAAGGGUUUAGACCUAGAGAUGGCAGUUGCCUACUGGAAUCUAGUUCUGAAUGGCCGAUUCAAGUUCCUAGACCUCUGGAACAGAUUUCUCUUGGAACAUCACAAACGCUCGAUUCCCAGAGACACGUGGAACUUGCUCUUGGACUUUGGGAAUAUGAUCGCUGACGAUAUGUCAAACUAUGAUGAGGAAGGGGCAUGGCCUGUCCUUAUAGAUGACUUUGUGGAGUUUGCACGGCCAAUUGUCACUGGGGGCAAGCGCAAAACUGUAUAAUGACUGCUCAGCUCUGGAUAGGCCCUGGCCUGUGUGUUCACUCUAUACACCUUUUUUGUUUGUUUGCUUUUUUUAAAGACAUCUCAAAAAGGAAAGAAAAAAAGCAUUUUAAAGUUUUGAGACUGCAUCGCCAUGUGUCAGGUGAGGGGGUGGAGCCAAGACUACAAGACCACUACCAAACUGGGGAAUAUAGUAAGAGGUAAAGGAAGAGUUUUUUUUGGCCUGUACCAUCCCAACUGCAGCUGUUGCUAUUAUCAACAAGAACCUAGCGCUUGAACCCCCUUUUGAGGCUCCCCAAACACCUCUUUGGAGCUGGCAUCAUUGUCAACUACAUAUACCAGGGGACUCCUUCAGGCGGGCCCCACCCCUCCCACCAAUAACUGCAUCUGCUUUGAUAAAGACAAAAUGAAUAACAAAGCAAACUUAAGUGGAAAUGGGUUUAUAAAAUAGAUUCUGCAUGUGUUUUUUUUCUAUUUUCUAUUUCUGAGUGGUCAAAGGACAGAUCCAUUUGCUUUACAAUGACACAGCAAAGACAAUGAGAGCGCCACUACCACUUGAGUUAAUGGCACAUCACCAGCAGAAACUCUUUUACUACAGUUGUAUUAUACUGUAUCUAUAGAAGUAUGUAGAGAGAACUAUCUAUAUAUCUUUGUGUGUAUAAAUAUAUAUGUGUGUGUGUGUGUGUGUGAAUGCAUGUAUAUUAUAUAUUUUAUAUAUAUAGUAUACAUAUUUUAUGUACCAUACAAGUAUGAAAGGUGAAUAUUUGUGGUGUAAAUUAAACUGUAUUAUGCUUAAUUUUCUUUUGAUUUGCUUUAGUGCUGCUUUCCUCUGUAAAUGUCAGCUGAAUGGGAGCCAGACAACUACAGGCAUGGCCUGGUGUCCAUAUAUUAUUUAACUGAAUACAGUUUUGCAAAAUAACCGUAAUAGAGUGGUGUUGAAGCGUUGUUUGCUCGAGAGCUGAGGUCUCCAGCUUUCUCCAUGGCUGAUGAAGUGCCUGGUGCCACUUGUCUGAAAAGUCCAUUAUGAGUUGGUAAUUUGUUCAUAGCAGCCACUGAAUCUAAGGAUGUCUUUGUUUCCACCAGAAACAAAAUGUCAACAUGUGAAGGAGGGAUGUAUGUAAUCUGUUUGUGGCUGGAAACUACUCGCAGAGAGGAGAAAACCAAAAACGAAACACUGGUUUUUGGAGUUUAAAGCAGACACGUUAUCCACCUUGACAGGGUUUAAGUCUGUGACUAAUGCGGCGCUUUAGUGCCCGUCUGAAGUCCUGAAUGCACGUUCUGCUAUUUAUAAAGUAACCCAUGAAUUUAUAGCUGUUGACUAGAGUUGUCCUUCAGUGUGUGAGGUGAGAACCCGUCCCUACGGACGCUCUCAGCACACGGAGAAGCUGGAGGAUGCCUUUUGUCUGAUCUGCUUUCUUUCUGCACACUCCACUCCUUUUUGCCUACCUGCCUGUCCACCCAGUCCCAGCAUGGGGAGAAGCAGUGUCUCUAUUCUGUGAGCAAACUUGCACACAAAUGCUCCAUAUGUUUGGUAUAAUUCAUCCAGUGUUGUGGUUUGAGCUCUGAAAGAGCUCCUUGAUUGUGCUUAAUGGCCCUUGAAGAUGCAAAACACGGUUCUGCCAUAUAUCCGUUUGCAUGCUAACGUUUAGCAGAGGAAUGGCGAUAUUCAGACAAAUACAGCCUCGGUCCAGAAUAAAUAGCUAAUCAAUUGUUGAGUUUUAUACUGACAUUUUAAGACUGCAACAGCAGCUUCUUAAAAAAAAAAAUGGACAUAAGUUACUGGACAGAAGUGAAUACAUUUAAGACCCAUAGUCAUGUAUGGUUCUGUAAUGCCUGUAGCAUCUAUCUAAUGUCCUUGUUGAAGUGGCGAAUACUCUGUGUAAUCAAUCUGAUGAAACCAUGUGUCAAAUUUGAUGAAAUGUUAUGAUUCUCUUGUUUUGACCAAAUCAAAUGCUACAAGUGCAAGUGGUGUGAGAUUUGGGAUAUCUGUAAGAAUGAAGAGGGUACAGUGCCUUGACGAGCAAAAGCCUUUCAGUAUUUUUAUCCUUCAGUAACUGGAGUAAGUACAACACAGUCUUAAAACAUAAUGAUGAUGCCACUGGUGUGCAGAUGGUCUCUGUCUGUUGCAUUUACAUUUACAUUUAUUCAUUUAGCAGACGCUUUUUCUCCAAAGCGAUGUACAUCUCAGCAGAUGGCUAAGUAAAGGUGUUCUGCGGCCGAACUAACCUACACUGUUGCUCACACAGGAUUGAAUAAUGUUUGCGUGUGAUUUACAAUGAAACUGGGGGGAUAUUGUUUUGCUCUCCAUUUUAGCAGGCAUAAUCAAUGAUGAUUGACUCAAAAAAUAGCACUUGUCUGACUGACUUACUCUGAAGGAUCAUUUUAAUACUGGUGUCAUUGUGGUUUGCUUUUGAUGCUAAGAAGUGGGUUAUAUGAAUUUGGAAAUAUGCAUAUGUAUAAUGUGGUUUAAAGGUUUGAAAUAUAAUUAGACCGUUGUUUUUUUUUUUUCCCCCCCCUCCCACGCAGGUGUUUAUUGCAACUCUGCCUGUGUUGUGUGUGAAUUUGUGCAUGCGUGUGCUCUGCUUGGCAUUGCUCAGGAAAAUGGGGAGAGAUUGACCUUGAGACUGACCUUGCUGCAGAAAUGGGGUAUGACCACAAGGUGGUGCUGUGGUGUGAGCUGACUUACCCAUGAUGCUCUUUCCCUGCCCCUCCAUACUCCCACCUGUCCCUGCACACCAAGGGCCUCACUUACGAAAUGCUGUUAUGCAGGAAUUUGAUCGUUGAAAUAAAGCUAUGUUGGGAUUUUACACAAUUUAAAACUAAAAUAUGUUUACUGCUGUAUAAACAUCGGACUGUCUCAGAUAGUCACAGAUAUGAGAGUGCAAAAAAUGUUGACGGUGCCUGUGAUUUUAGCUGUGGGGGUAAACUUGCAAUACUGUCAAAUCCAAGCUAAUCUUUCAGUCCUUGAGACGCAAUCUCCUCUAAGAUGUUUUGGUUUUCCUCUAAUUCAUAGGCAACUGUCAAGACAUCCUGCUUCUCAUGGGGAGAAAGUUAUAGCUGUUGGCCAUGACUGCUUGGCCCGGUGAGGUGACUAAUGUGCAGCGUCCUCAAUGGGAAACAAGGGGCAUUACAUCUCAUU